UCGAAGAACUCGGUGGGAAGGAUGAAACCUGCAACCUCAGUCUUUUUGUCUCUUGAUGGUGCAAAACCUGUCGAUUUAGAUAGAAGAGAAAACUAUCAAAAGAAAGGUGCAAUAUCCAACGCUAUGCUGCGGUAACUAGUCGUAGGCUACGGUCAGACAGAGACUGGUGACCGCCGCAAGCAUGAAUCCGGACAGUAGUGCUGCAUGGGUCUUCAAGUCGAGGUUACAGGAGAAAGAAGUUCAUUUGCAGCAGUUACAGGCUGAUGAAGUAGAGUUGUGCCAGACCCUGAGACUACAGGUAGAAGAGCUCCAGAAGAGACUUGAGGAGAAAGACAACAAACUCACUGAGGCGAACGAGGUGAUCAGAGCACUGAGGGAUGAGGUGCAGACACUGCAGCAACAGCUGGAGCAGCACAGAUGGAAGUACCGUGACAACGUAAUUGGACAGAGAGGCUGGCAGUGCAAGUGUGGAGGAGGAAAUGACAUCACUGCAUUGACAACAACUUCCCUCCCAGACUGUCGUCCUUGUGAGCCAGAGACGGGUUCCUACGAAGCAGGAACACCACAGGAGGACCAGGAUGUUACAUCACAGGAUGUUGCAUCACAGAACACUCUGUUCUGCCCUUCUCUGGAAACUAGCAUUGGUGCUGAGGUAUGUGAGAUCCCACCAAACAUCUUCCUGUCCUGUACCUCGGAGGACGACCCAGCAAAUGUUUCAAUCCCUCCUGAUGACGUCAUGCUGACAUCAGCACAAGAACUUGAGGAAGACCCGGCAGAUGAUCUUCCACUGUCUCCUGGUGAUGGUACACGGACAUCACCACGACAACUUGAGGAUGACCCAGCAGAUGUUCCACUGUCUCCUGGUGAUGGUACACAGACAUCAUCGAAGGAACUACAACUUGAAGAUGACCAAGCAGAUGUUCCAUUGUCUACUGUUGAUGGUAAGCUGACAUCAUCACAGCAACUGGAAGAUGACCCAGAAGAUGUUCCACUGUCUCCAAGUGAUGAUACACGGACAUCACCACAGCAACUGAAACUGUGUGUGGUGUCAGUGGAGCUACAAGACUGCCGUGACAUGCUGGGGCCUGAUGGAGUUUUUAAGAUGCAAACCUCAGAGGACCUCAGAGAUGACGGUGAAAAUGAUGAUGAUGAUCUAAGUUAUCAAGAUCAUGAUGCCGACGUGGAUUACAGCCCGAAAAACGAAGGAUUCAACAUCUGCUCAAAGGCUGGAGAACUGUUGUUUGCAGCCGAGGAGAGCAUCGCCGAGCCUGAGGGGGAACAGAAGAGGCAGAGCAGGGGAGGCAUGAGAGUCAAGGCAAAAAAAAGAAAGCAUGCCAGAAGAAAGCCCUCCACUGCCGCUCCACAUGGAAACUUUUCCACCAACUCUCCACAUGCAAAUACACCCAAUGAUUCUCCUCAUGAAACUACACGAGGUGUUGUUCAGGAAGAUUAUCACCUGGAGAGAAAUGGAAGGACUUCUAAAGGAAGAAAAAAGCAAACCAUAGAGGACGUGAGCGAUGAGGGUGACGGUGAUGAUGAUGGCGACAAAGAUGACGAUGAGUGUCAUCAGGAUGGUGAUGAUGAUGAUGACGACAGUGAUUACGACCCAGGAACCGAUGAGUCCAUUGAACAUGAUGUAUGUGAGAAAACUCUGCCAACUCCACAAACUCUUGUCAGUCACAAAAAAGUCCACACAGAUAGACCUAAACAAGGAACUGAAAGAAAAGGUCCUCCUUGGGAAUGUAAUGUAUGUGGGAAAAUACUUAAAAAUAAGCGGAAUCUUAUUAUUCACAAACGACGGCACACUGGUGAAAAGCCUUAUGCCUGCAAACACUGCGACAUAACUUUCAGACAUUACAGUGCUUAUUUCAAACACCAGAAAACACAUUCAGACGAGCUACAUGGUCUGCCCAAAAUGGUAAAACCAGCUGAAACAGUGACUGAAAUAAACACUGAACGUGAUUUGUGUGGGAAAACUCUUCCAACUCCACAUACUCGUGUCAGUCAGAAAAGAGAUGGAUCACAACAAGGAACACAUCAAUGUGACAUCUGUGGAAAACUGGCUACAAGUUCGGCGAAUCUCAAUCUACACAAGAGGAUACACUCAGAUGACCGGCCUUAUGCUUGCAAGCUCUGUGACAAAACUUUUCGAUAUAAAGCUGCUUUAAUAUCUCAUCAGAUAGUUCAUACUAAGGAAAGACCACACAAGUGCUCGCUUUGCCCCAAGGCUUUUGCGACUUCAUCAUACUUAAAAGUACAUAUCAGAAAACAUAAGGGAGAAAAACCCUAUGCCUGCACUCAGUGCUCCAAGACUUUCUAUGACUCAAGAGGUCUACGCUGCCAUGAAUUAAGUCAUUCAGAUCACAAACCUUUCUUGUGUCUGGUGUGUGGGCUGAGAGUGAAAACGAAAGGCCAGCUUAAAACCCAUGAGUUGAUUCACACUGGAGAGAAGUUAUUUUCCUGUACGCAAUGCAACAAGCGCUUCAUAACAAACUGCAAACUUGUUUACCACAUAAGAAGCCAUACUGGAGAGAAGCCCUAUAAGUGUUCUUCAUGCGAGCUCAGGUUCGCCAGAGUCGCUUAUCUCAAACGGCACCAGAUUAUACACAUGGGUGAAAAGCCUCACCUUUGCUCUGUUUGUGGGAGGACUUUCAAUCGUGUUGAAGCACUGAGGACCCACCAGAGAGUUCACACUGGAGAGAAACCCUACCAGUGCACCGUCUGUGAGGAGAGAUUCGCCUACCCACAGGCUUUGCAGAAGCACCAGAAAAAAGUGCACAACAUUGAAUUCCACAAAUGUCAACAAUGUGGGCAGAGUUUUAAAUCUGCUAAAGCUUUGAAAUUACAUGAGUGUUCACAGGGUGUGAAUUAGGGAUGGGAAUCUUCAUCAUCAAAGCGAUAUGAUGCGCAUCUCGAUACAGAUGGCAACGAUACGAUACAUUCACGAUUCAUGAAAUUACCAGUGAUAAGAUGCGAUACGAUUCUCCUACCUACUGCGAUGCAGUUCGAUAUGGCGCGAUGCAAUUAUAAUGCCAUGCCAUGCAAUGCGAUUCGGUACAGAACAGAUUCAAAUAUUAAUUUGAUAUUAAAGGCUGUGCACAAGGCUGCCGUUAGGCAUAAGCAGAGUGCUUUUAGAGCCUCAACCACUUUGCCCCCAAAAUUGUGGCCUCCUUAAUAUAGACUUACUAAAAAACAUCAUGAAAAAAUAUUUAAUUACAUUUCAAAACAUAUAUUUGUUAGGUAGCAAAAGGGCCAUCAUUUUUCAGGCAUACUGUAAUUUUGAAUAUAGGACUUAGCAUUAUUAUUAGUAGUAGCAGUAGGCCUAGUAGUAGUAUUUACUUAUGAGGGGGCCUCCUGACCAGUUAUGCCUAGGCCCCUAAAGCCUUAGCAGCGGCCCUGGCUGUGCAUAUAACUUUUGAGAUAGCCUAUACUGGAAAACAUACAGAAAGUAGUGAGAACUCAUUUUGGCUUGGGCACAUUGCUUUGAGCAGAGAAAAUGACAAAAUAUAUACCUGAAUACUACCAUGCCAAUUACAGUUUAUCUCUUUUAAAUAAAAAUGGGAAAACCACAGAGCUUCUGCUCAUGUUGGAAUAUUGACGAGGACAUGUAAUAAUGUACAUGUAAGCUCUGAACAACUACACUUGAUCCAAAUUAGAACAAUUUAGUAGAUGUUGGGAAUGGGGUUAAUACCGAAGGGAGAAAUAACGUGCGUAGGCCACUGGACUGAAGUGUUGGAAUAGUGUACUUUUCAACUGGAGUUUUUAAACUUCAUGGACAAUCUGCACGAGCUGCAAAUCAGACCGUGUGUGUCCAGCACGAGAGCGAAAUAUAACAGGCUCCUAAGCAGCAAUGAUGCCAACUUAGCGACUUCACUUCUUUUUUACUGCAUGAACAAAGGACUUAAAACGAAUGCACAGGCUCUGUAACGUUUUCCAACACGGUUAUGUUUUUUUUUUUUUUUUUUUUAAUCUCGUGCACUGACUAUGCUUAGGCUGCUUUCAUUCAGAAACGGCAACAUGUUGGCAGACAGCUUUCUCUUGUUGUUUGUGCCGCGCGGUAGCCUACCCUACAUAUCAACUCAACUAGUGAAGCGAGUACUCUCUCCACACGUCUUCCAGACUCGCAGAAGACGGUCACUAGAAUUAAUGUUAUGCAGUUUCAGAUGAAAUAUGAAAACGUUUUGUUAAAAAAAACUUAGUGGAGGUGAAAUCUGUUGUAAAUUGUAUGGUCUUGUCUAUAAAUGGGACAGCGAGAAAUAGUUGUUCCCAUGGAUGUUGGGAUUUUUAAGAUGCUUCCUCACUAUUGAAUCUAGAGACAAACUGGUCCAUUUGGCCAAAGAGGUUAAAAUAAUCGUUGCGGUCAUAGCAAUAGCCUACCGCUGUGGUAAGCUUACACUGAAAUAGAUUGAUGCACGAAAUCUUCGAGCUGCGCAGGGUAUAAAUGAGGCUGAAAAUCUUAUGUUCGUUGCGAUACGCUGCUGUUCUAUCAAGAACGGCCCUGGCGCCGUCACUGAAAUGUAUGCGGAAAUGCAACAAAGUGGCUCUUUGAAAUUGUCAAUUGCACUGGGCGGCAAUACCUGUUGACCAUUGUCAGAAGUUGGUUGAUUCCACACAACUGAUGUGAAGCAGUUAGCAAAAAACAUGGUUAUGCAACAGAAUAUCAGAACAGUCCUAAAAGUAGUUUAGGACUCUUAGCAAAGUUGAAUUUUUAACAACUUCUUAGUUUGUAUGGUGCAGGCUGUGAAUACUUUUGUAAAUAUGAUGUCUUUUUUUUUUAAUUUUUUAUAAAUUUUCAAAACUGUCGAGACAACUCGUUUUUCACAUGGUCAUAAUGGAAUAAUUUGUGUGGGAUUUUGACAACAGAGAUUCAUUUCUAGCAUUUGGAAUGAGGCUGUAAGAUAAUAAAAUGUGAAAAAGUGAAGCGCUGUGAAUACUUUCCGGAUUGACUGUAAAUGAAAGAAUUUAUGUCAAGGGCCGAAUAAGAUGGAUUUAUAGGUUCCCCAACCCUGUUCUAAUGUUAUGUAGGCUAUUUGAUUUUAUGCUCAUUUCAAAAUAGCCUAUUUAUCUUGCCUUUAUUCCUUCAUUGCACUUCAACGUGUAUGUCUGCUGUUCGUGUUUUGUAAAAAUGCUAGGCCUACAUUUUUUGAUUACUGAGCAUGGACAGGGUGUUAACAAACUAUGAUAAUGCCCUAUGGAAGAAAUUUGGGACUUUAUUAAAUACAUAUAUGCGAGUAGAAAUUAAUACAAAUAUGACCGGAUUUAUGAAUGUAUAUAUAAUUAAUAUAAAUAUAAAAUGGGAUGCAUAAAUAAAUGUAUAAUUUCUUCCGUGAUGCCCGGGGUUGGUCUAAAAUUUUGCUCACAAUGGUCUAAAAAGGUCAAAAAAAGGUCUAAAAUUUGACCCACUGUCUGAAUCCUGCAAGAGCCCUGAAUUGUAGUACAUUCCUCUAUUCCUCUGCGUUUCUUGAUUUUUUUUUCUUCUCAUGAACAGACCUGUAGAAUGUUCAAGUCAAAUUCUAGAACUACUGGUGAAAACCUAUACUCCUCAAAGGGUUAAUAUGGCAGGGAGAUAUUGGAGCUACCAGAGGUGUCUUUAAUAAUAAUAAUGAAAUGAAAGUGUGUUGUAGUGAACAUAAAGAGAUGUUUUGUCAUACCAAAGAGUUUCCCUUCACUACUUGCAUAAUAAAAAACUGU
Molecule: messenger RNA, 5691 nt
Organism: Engraulis encrasicolus (European anchovy)
Lineage: Eukaryota; Metazoa; Chordata; Actinopteri; Clupeiformes; Engraulidae
Product: zinc finger protein 37-like
Exons: 7
Coding region: 182-2872 (896 amino acids)
Biological process (GO): regulation of transcription by RNA polymerase II
Cellular component (GO): nucleus
Molecular function (GO): RNA polymerase II cis-regulatory region sequence-specific DNA binding; DNA-binding transcription factor activity, RNA polymerase II-specific
Source: RefSeq, a predicted model, not a curated record